AAAUCGCAAGGUUUAUAUUUAGUUAUUAUUUUCUAAAAGAUACUCGUUCUUGUAUCUUUUAUUUCGCUAGUUGCUAAUAUAUGUUUGAUAUAUUAGCAAACUUUUUCAUCGAACGAGGAGCGACAAGAUGUCGAGACAUCAAAUGUAGAUAGAGGCAUUUUUUAUAUUAAGUGUAGAACAGAGGCUCCGUUGUUCUCGUGUUUUCUAAACUCUGAGAUUAUUCGACGUUAGCUUGUCGGCGUACUUACAUAGUACCAGUUAGCGUUCACGUUAGACAGUGUUUGUUUUUUAUCGUGAACCGUGUUUUUUGUGACUCCUGCAUACUUUCAUUUAUAUUUUCUUUUAAUCUUAUUGCAGAUUAUAUUUCCAAUGAUAGUUUUUGUUAAUAUAAAAAUAAAAAAUAAUUAGAGUAUACGGAUGAUAAAAAUGUUAAUGUCAUAUUGGAGAAUAUUUCUAUUAAUCAAUGGAGCUUCUUUUCUCUUUGCAAAGUAUUCCAACAUAAGCGAAUUUCGAUCAAGCGAUACUUUCAAAAUUCGUACCACCGAUGAUAUCGAUUUAAUAUCGACAACUUGGAAUCAUGGCAAGGAAGAGAAUAAUAACAAUCAAUAUCUGCAUCAUAGUUUCGAGAGUAAUAGCAAAAUGAUCCGACGAAAAGCGGACUUGUUAUCACAUCUUUUAAAGAUCCAUAUAGAUCGCUUGAGAAACGAGACCGACGAGGUAGAACUCGUAUUCCUCGUGGAUGGAUCUGGCUCAAUUGGUCUAAACAAUUUUCGUAGCGAACUCAAUUUCGUAAAGAAACUUUUAUCGGAAUUUACGGUAGAGCCUUUAACCACCAGAGUUGCAAUCGUCACGUUUGGCGGAAGAAGAAACAUCAAUCGUAACGUUGAUCAAAUAUCCAAAACUGGAAGCGAUAAUCAUAAAUGUUAUUUACUUAACAGGCAACUUAACAACAUCAGUUAUACCGGUGGUGGAACGUAUACGCGUGGUGCACUUUUUGAAGCUCUCGCUAUUCUUGAGAAAGGUCGGGAAGCAGCAAAAAAGGUAAUAUUUCUGAUAACCGAUGGCUUCAGUAAUGGCGGAGAUCCACGUCCUGUUGCUGAUCUUUUGAAGAAUGCUGGCGUUAUGAUAUUUACCUUUGGGAUACGUACGGGCAAUGUAAAGGAACUUCACGAUAUCGCCAGUAAUCCUGGAUACACUCACAGUUAUUUUUUGGAUAGUUUCGCCGAAUUCGAAGCGUUGGCUCGUCGUGCUUUACAUCAUGAUUUGAAAACAGGAAAAUAUGUACCUGUGGCAGUUAGCAGUGAUUGCGAUAUUUUAUGUAUGAACAAUGAAAUGAACAAAGUUAGAGAGAAAAAUUGUUGCGAUGAUUUAGCGAUCUGUUCGUGCGGCAUAACAACCGGUCAUUACGCUUGUAUUUGUCCGGUAGGAUUUUUUGGCUCUGGUUUUAAAGGUUCUUGCCAACCAUGUCCAAAUGGGACGUACGCUUCCGGCUAUAUUUCUGGGGAUUCAACGUCUAUCUGUAUACCUUGUCCAGAUGUUAAUCACGUCACUUUGAAAGUACCUGCUACUACGGUGGAAGAUUGUGUUUGUGCUUUUGGCUUCACCACUGAUGGGAAAAAAUGUGAAGUUAUAACAUGCCCGAAAUUAAAAGUACCAGAAAAUGGAUAUCUGGUGAAAGCGAAUGCCUGUAGCAACGUGGUAAACGCUGCUUGUGGUAUAAGAUGUAGAAUUGGAUUUCAAUUGACCGGUGAUAGUAUUCGACUUUGUGAAAAAGACGGAACUUGGUCUGGUAAUGAACCACAAUGUUCACCACUGCGAGCACCGCUACAUGGAAGAGUUCGUUGUCAACACGACGAAGUUUAUCAGGAUCGAAUGAAGGAAGAUUUAACUUCGUAUCCGAUCGAUACGCGUUGCCAAUUUAGGUGCGAUGUCGGCUACCAAUUGCGAGGAAGUAAAGUUCGAAAUUGUUUGCCUGUUUCGCGUUGGGAUGGUCUGGAAACAACUUGCAAACCGAUUAAAUGUGAACCCCUAAAGCAAUUAGCAAAUGGUAUGAUCUUCCCUACGAACUGCACGGGUCCUGAAAAGUUAUCCUUCGCGAUGAACUGUACUAUUUUGUGCAAAGAAGGAUACAAGUUGGAAGGACCACGAAGUAGGUUCUGCGGUGGACGUGCAGGUGUUUGGUCACAACGUUGCAGCGUCAAUCGUUGCGUAGAUAGCACUCCACCAGUCAUUGCAUGUCCAUCUUCCAUAACCAUUGAGAGUUUGCCCAAUAAGAAUUAUGCCUAUGUUAACUGGGCUGUACCAGAAGCUACUGAUAACGACAGCGAUUCCGUUGUUGUGUGGAGCAAACCACACAUUGUUCUUCCACGGAAGAUGAAAAUUGGUACUCGUACUAUCGUUUAUGUAGCGCAAGAUGCCAGUAGGAAUAAAGCAAAAUGUAAAUUCCAGGUCAAAGUGAUCGAUAAGGAACCACCGAUGGUCGAAAAUUGUAUAGAUCCUCCAGUGAUAUUUUCUGAUCGUGAAAAUGGAGCAAUUAAUGUCACCUGGAACGAGCCAGGAUUUUACGACAAUUCGAAGCUACCGAUAAGAAUUGAGCAAAGUCAUCGACUAGAGGAUAACGUGUUUCCAAUUGGUAAAACACAAAUUAUAUAUAAUGCUACCGAUAUGUACGGAAAUAUUGCGAAUUGUAUAUUAAACAUCACUGUUAAAAAUGUAUGCAAGAAUGUUACAUUACCUUCAGACAAGCGCAUAAAUUGUUUAUACAAUUCGAAUCAAACGUCACAAUGCAUAACUACCUGCAAUGAAGGCUACGAAUUGGUGCAGGAGACAUCGUAUCUUGGCCCUGUGAAUGAGGAUAUGCCAUUUAAAUGUAACUCGGAAAAUGAAACUUCGAAUGAUUAUGUUAUAUCUGAUUGCUUGGAAUCCGAACAACUAAAAACUGUAUAUGUAGAAGGAAAUAUCGCUCUUGAAGGCGAUACUAAAUCGUUCUGUAAUAACUCAACAAAUCUUCGGGAAUUAACCGAUCGUAUUACUGAAGACUUAAGAUCGAAGCUAAUCGAUAUCUGCAAUAAUGACGUUGAAUGUAAUCUCGUGAGCUUUGAUCCUGAAUGCGAAGACGACUUUUUUACUUCGAAAAAUUUAUACUCAAGUUUGGUAAGAUUUCGAAGGGAUGAAAGAAAAGAUGAAGAUAAAAUUAAGAGGAAAAAAGAAAAGAUCGAAAUUAAGUUUAAAUUCAUUGGAAAGAUAAUUAAAGAAAAUCCAGACAAUCCAAAAAAAGCAUUGCAAAAGUUAAGAGAUAAGAUACAAAUGAUGACACAUUCUGGAGAACUGAAUCUACUAAAUAAUAAGACUAAUCAAGAGAUAGCUAAACUUGCACUUAAUUUGCACAUAGUAUUUGGAGAAAUACAAGAUUUUUGUGAGCCUGGCAGUAUACCUAGAAAGCAUACUUGCAUAAAAUGUCCUUUAGGUACUUUCCACGAUACUUCCGCACGACAAUGUCGACCAUGCCCUUUUGGAGAGUAUCAAGAUGUAAGCGGAUCCAUACAAUGCAAACAAUGUCCUGAACAUACUUACACUAGAAGGAUGCGUACAAAAUCAUUACAAGAGUGUAUAUCUGUUUGUCAGCCAGGAUAUUAUUCCAAACGUAGACAUCAUGGAUCUAUUAUAUCUGUAGAACCUUGUAUGUCUUGUACUUUUGGCUUUUACCAACCAAAAUAUGGUCAAAUAACAUGUUUACCAUGUCCGGCGAAUACAACUACUCAAAAUCGUGGUUCUAUAACUAUAAAUGAAUGCAUAAAUCUUGAUAUAACAAAAAAUGAUAUUUGUUAUACAAAACCUUGUUUGAACGAUGGUCAAUGUUUAGAAAAAGAAGAUGAAGAUUAUAUUUGUGAAUGUCGUGAUUAUUAUGUUGGCACACAAUGUGAAAUAUUUCAAAAUCCAUGUAAAUCUUCACCAUGCUUAAAUGAAGGAUUAUGCAUUGUACAUGAAGCUAAUAAAAACAUGCCAUAUUAUUGUUCUUGUAAAAGUGCUUAUACUGGACAAAAUUGUGAGGUUUAUAUCGAUGAAUGUACUCAUAAUCCUUGUCAAAAUGAUGGAAAGUGUGUUAGCACAGAGAAUGACUACGUAUGUAUAUGUAAAGAUGGUUUCGAAGGUGAUUUCUGUGAAACUUCUGUAAAUUAUUGUGAUCUAAUGCCUUGUGAAAAGGGAUCAACAUGUAACAUUGUGAAUCAAACAUGGUAUUGUUCUUGCAUAUCUGGCUUUUUAGGACGUCGUUGUAAUUUAUUACCAUGUGAUUGGCUUCCUUGUCAUGAAAAUUCUAUUUGUAUAAACAUCAUGGAAAAAAAUGCAACAAGAAAUAGUUACAGAUGCGAAUGUCCGAUUGGAUAUACUGGAAAAGAUUGCACAAAAAAGAUCGAUUACUGUAGUAGUUCACCUUGCAAAAAUGGUGGACAAUGUAAAAGUAUAUCUUUUAAUUAUACUUGUAUCUGUCCUCUAUCAUUUAUAGGAAAUAACUGUGAAAUUGAAUUGACAUCCGAUUAUAUCAUGCAUUUUGUGAGAUCCAGUACAACUAAUUAUGUGAUGAUGAAAGGUCCAAUAAAAAAUAUAUCACAGUUGACUAUUACUGUGUGGUUGCAAUCCAUGGACACUUUUAAUUAUGGUACUGUACUUUCAUAUGCUACACAUGAUGAAGAUAAUGCGCUUACAGUAACAGAUUAUAAUGGUUUUGUAUUAUAUAUCAAUGGGCAUGAAGUAGUAACCGACAUUAAAGUUAAUGAUGGUUAUUGGCAUUUUCUUUGUAUUACAUGGGAGAAUACUAAUGGAUCUUGGAAUAUUUUUCUUGAUGGAAUACUUAAAGAUUCUGGUACAAAUUUAGCAAAGGGUUUAACUAUUCCAGGUAAUGGAUCCUUCAUUAUUGGACAAGAACAAGAUCGAAUGGGUGGUGGUUUUUCUGAAUCAGAAUCAUUCGUGGGUAAUAUUACAUUAUUAGAUAUUUGGGAUUCGACUUUUACAAAUGAUUAUAUAAUGCACUUAUAUAGAACAUGUGAAAAAUACUAUGGCACUCUUUUUACAUGGUCUCACAUAUUGGAACAUAUGUAUGGAGAUAUUAUGAUCAUAAACAGCCAAUUUUGUCGUGGUUGCUCUCUACCAGUUGUACCAUUUAAAGGUAACGUAAAUACUACAGAAGAUUUAUUAGAAGCAACUUAUUAUUGUGAUACUGGAUAUGUGCUUAAAUUUGGUGGUAAAGAACAACAAGUACUAAGAAGGAAAUGUCUUAAAAAUGGUGAAUGGGAAGGAUCUGAUAUACCUAAAUGUCUUAAGGUAAAAUGCGGCUUUCCUGGAUAUUUUCCACGCGGUUAUAUAAGAGGCUGGUCAUAUUUUUUCGGAGAUGAAAUUUAUUAUUCUUGUAUCAGUGGCUAUGAACUCCAUGGAAGCGUACGUCGAAUAUGCAAAUCAAAUGGAAAAUGGAGUGGAUUACCACCUCUUUGUAUUGGAGUAACAUGUAAAAGUUUACUGGCACCAGAAAAUGGAGAUAUAGAGUACAUAAUAGAAGAGAAUGAGAGAGAUGACAUUACAAUUUUGCAGGCAGGACAACAAAUUGAAUUUAAAUGUAAUUCCGGAUUUCGUUUGGUCGGAGAAAAAUAUCUAACAUGUUUAGAAACUGGUAUAUGGAAUCAUGAUAAUCCAGUUUGCAUUCCUUACAGUUGUCCACCGCCGAUAAAGAUAGAGCAUGGUUACAUGAAAGUAAUUACUAAUGGAAAUGAAAAAUCUUUUAGUUCUUCCAAAUUCAAAGAAAAUUCUACUAAUGACCCUUUUGCCAGAAACUACUUUUAUGGUGAUACUAUUGAAUAUUUUUGUGAUCCUGGUUAUAAAUUCGAAAACAAUAAUUCUUCUACAAUGUUUAUUCUGCAAUGUUCCAACAAUGGUUUGUGGUCUAGUUACUUUCCAAAUUGCACUCUUAUUAAAUGUCCUUGGCCAAACCCAGUAGAAGAAGGAAAGAUAUUUUUAAGUAUAAAAGGCAAUUUGACCUUGGAGAUUCCAACAGUUUCAGAAGGAUCAUAUUGGACACAACAUUUCAACGAUAAAGAAUUAAAAGAGAAUUUUGUUCUUAAUACAGAAAUUAUUGUUACUUGCAAUUCAGGAUAUACAUUAAUAGGUAAAAAUAGUAGAAUAUGUAGCAACGAAGGGAUUUGGAUUCCAGAUAAUCAGAUUUGUGAACCACGUAAAUGUUCAGUUUCUAAUCAUUUAGUUUCACGAUUUCUUAAUAUCAAUGCACUGAAUAAUGUGCAUAAUAAAAGUGAAAAAUACAAAGAAGAAAGUUAUAAAAAUAUGAACAAUUCUUAUGGAAAUAUUCACUUUUACAUUGAAGGAGAUAUUUAUAAUAAAAGGAUUCUUAUGACGUGUCAAAAUAAUAUGAGUCAUUCAAAUGCUUUUACUGGUGAUGACAAAUUAAAUAUUACAUGGAUUUGUAACGAAAGUAAUCAAUGGAAACUCGUGAAUUUUUUACAAUAUAAUAAUAAAUUUAUACAAAUACAUGAUUCGAAAAAUGAAACAUGCGAAGGAGUACUGUGUGCUACAUUCAUUAAUAUUACCAAUAUCAAUAUGAAUGAUUUAAAAAAUGCUAUUGAUAUCUUUACCUUUAGUUGUCAAAGAAACUAUGUUCUUGAAGGCACUGAAACAUUAACGUGUCAUUCAAAUGGCACAUGGUCUGCUAUGCCUUUGUGUAAACAUAUGACUUGUCGAAAUCCAAUAUUACCAUUUAAUACAGUAUUAAAACAAAAUGGAACUGAUUAUAAUGUUGAUGAUAUAAUUCAUUUUGAAUGUAUACCUGGAUAUCGAAUUUUUGGGCAAUCAACUGCAAAAUGUCUUUCUAAUGGAAAAUGGUCCAAAAUGCGCGGCAGGUGUUCUAAAAUAUCGUGCGGCAAACCUGUAGUACCACCUGGUAUAAUUGUUCAGGGGCCAUCUUAUUUAUUUCGAGAACAACUUGCUUAUAUUUGUCCUAAUGGUAAAAAGGUAGGUUCAAUUACUUGUAAAUCCGAUGGAAAAUGGAGCGAUCCUCCACAAUGUACUAACAAAUAAUUAUAGAAAAUAUAUUGCAAUAUAUAAUUAAAAUGCAAAUAAUAAUUAAAAAAUAUAUAAAAAUACGCACGAACACAUAAACGGUCGUAUAUAUUUUCAUAUCAUUUUAGCAAGAAUGUUUAAAUUCAUAUAAUUAUCAAAGUAAACAUAUAUACAUAUAUGUACAUAUACGCAUACGUGUAUAUAUUUAUUUGUGAGCUAAAUAACACUAAUGAUAAAUGAGUAUAAGUUCAUAUAAAAAUAUAUUAAAAGUAAGAAACUUUUUGUACAUUGCUGCAAAGCAAUUUAGAUAUCCAGUGUUAAAAAUAAAUUGUUUAUACAAAUUUGUCAAAACUAAUAUUUCGUUGUCUAUCAAAUAUAAGUAUUUACUAUUA
This is a messenger RNA of Vespula pensylvanica (western yellowjacket), 7451 nucleotides long. RefSeq names its product sushi, von Willebrand factor type A, EGF and pentraxin domain-containing protein 1-like. The coding region runs from base 418 to 7077 and encodes 2219 amino acids. The record is from RefSeq and is a predicted model, not a curated record. The transcript has 30 exons. Lineage: Eukaryota; Metazoa; Arthropoda; Insecta; Hymenoptera; Vespidae. Gene Ontology annotation, molecular function: calcium ion binding.